AUGGUCAAGAUAGCCCUUGCAGGAGCCUCAAGUGAGCUGGCGAAGGAGAUCCUGGAUAAGCUGGUCGCAACCCAGAAGCACGAAAUUAUUGCACUGGACCUCAAGAAGUUUCCAUCCUCGCCCGGCGUGGAAUGGGUUCAGACGACCUACGAGGACAAAGCGGAACUCUCCCAGCUGUUGAAGGGCGUAGACACAGUCAUUUGCUUCUUCUGGGACGCUGAAACCAGUAAGCGGCUUAUCGACGCUGCCGUCGAUGCCGGGGUCAGGCGCUACGUACCGUCCGAGUUUGGAACCGGCGUCGAGACCGAGGCCUGCCUCGAUGUUCUUUCGUGGUAUGCGCCCAAGAUCGAAGUCGGCCAUUACCUGGAGAAUCUGAACAAGGAGAAGAAGGUCAUCGAGUACACCAAGUUCCAGUACGGCGGGUACACCAACUACCUCGGUUAUCCGCACCAAACAUCGAAAUACAUCACUACAUUUCCUGUGCAGUUCAACUUCGAGAAGAUGCACGCGCUGCUGGUUGAGGGAUCGCUGGAUGACCAGAUCACGUUCACAACCGUUGAUGACGUUGUCAAUGUAAUCGCUGGCGCCUUGGAGUACGAAGGCGAGUGGCCGGUUGUUGGGGGCAUACGUGGAAGUAAUGUCACCGUGAAGCAGAUCCUCGAGAUGGGAGGAAGGAUCCGAGGCAAGCCGUUCGAGAUCGAGUGGCUCAAGAAGGAGGACCUCGAAGCUGGCGAACUGAAGACAGACAACUACGCUCGCCUCCCGUUUGCCUCUGUCCCGAAGGAUGCGCUUGAGCCGUUCUCUACGCUCGUCCAUAGGGGAUACCUCCUCAGCGUUGGCCGCGGUGCUUGGACCGUUUCGGAUGAGUGGAAUAAGCUCCUGCCGGACUACGAGUUCACCCAGGUCGAGGACUUUCUCAAGACGGUUUGGGCGGGGAAAUAG
Anthostomella pinea is the source of this 942-nucleotide messenger RNA. The record is from the annotation of a GenBank genome assembly. NCBI's taxonomy places the organism in Eukaryota, Fungi, Ascomycota, Sordariomycetes, Xylariales, Xylariaceae.